This is a messenger RNA of Gastrolobium bilobum, 828 nucleotides long. Its product is annotated as large ribosomal subunit protein eL13z-like. NCBI's taxonomy places the organism in Eukaryota, Viridiplantae, Streptophyta, Magnoliopsida, Fabales, Fabaceae. Gene Ontology annotation, molecular function: structural constituent of ribosome; RNA binding. Gene Ontology annotation, cellular component: ribosome; cytosolic large ribosomal subunit. The transcript has 5 exons. Gene Ontology annotation, biological process: translation. The record is from RefSeq and is a predicted model, not a curated record. Bases 45 to 668 code for a protein of 207 amino acids.
CUGACGCAGAAAGUGGCUCACCGAGCCGCUCCUACUCAUAAGAAAUGGUUAAACACAACAAUGUUAUCCCAAAUGGGCACUUCCGGAAACACUGGCAGAACUAUGUCAAGACAUGGUUUAAUCAACCUGCCAGGAAAACCCGUAGAAGAAUUGCAAGACAGAAGAAAGCUGUGAAAAUCUUCCCUCGUCCAACUGCUGGGCCUCUCCGUCCUAUUGUUCAUGGGCAGACUCUGAAAUAUAAUAUGAAAGUGAGGGCUGGCAGGGGCUUCUCUUUGGAAGAAUUGAAGGUGGCUGGCAUUCCAAAGAAAGUUGCAAGGACUAUAGGGAUUGCUGUUGAUCAUCGCCGGAAGAACCCUUCUUUGGAGAGUCUUCAGGCUAAUGCUCAGAGGCUGAAGACAUACAAGGCUAAGUUAGUUGUCUUCCCAAGACGUGCUAGGAAACUUAAGGAUGGUGAUUCUGCUCCAGAGGAGCUAGCUACAGCAACACAGGUGCAGGGUAUGUACAUGCCCAUUGUAUGCGAAAAGCCAUCCGUGGAGCUUGUGGAAGUUACUGAAGAGAUGAAAUUAUUCAAGGCAUACUAUAAACUGCGUCUAGAGAGGACGAACCAACGUCACAUGGGUGCAAGGUUGAAAAGAGCUGCUGAGGCUGAGAAGGAAGAUAAGAAGUAGGGAGACGCCUCUUGUUUAGUUUUUCAUUUUUGCUCAUGUUAAGAAAAAAAAAAAUUGAGUUUGAAAAAAAUUAGCCGAUCUUUUUGUGUUUUGAGUUUGAGAAAUUUAACAUUACAAUUUGUGUUUAUAUCAAGUUCUAAGGUAACAUCGGUUUUUAUUU